Astrephomene gubernaculifera is the source of this 372-nucleotide messenger RNA. Lineage: Eukaryota; Viridiplantae; Chlorophyta; Chlorophyceae; Chlamydomonadales; Astrephomenaceae. The record is from the annotation of a GenBank genome assembly.
CUUGGAGGGGCAGUACCCUAACCGGCAGCCCAACUACAGCAAUGUAACCCGGGCUGCUCAGGUACUCCAGACCAGCAGCACCAACGGCAGUUGUUCACCCGAAGCGCGCAUGCGCGCAAUGCUGGUGGACACGAGCCUCACAUCCGGGAGCCUCGGGUGGCCCAUGGGUCGCUUGACCAUGGAAGCCCCUACGUCAAGCAACUCCAGUGCAUCAUGGGUGCGCGACUAUUUGAUGGUUGGUGGCGCUGGAGGAGGGGUGGGCAGCAGCGGCACGGUGGUGGCGUCUAUUGAAGGGCUGCAACAGGGUUCGUUGAGUUUCCAACCAUCAAGGCCAUCACCGACGCAGAUACGCGCCGUCUUGCAGACAUCAUC